Molecule: messenger RNA, 915 nt
Organism: Hydractinia symbiolongicarpus
Lineage: Eukaryota; Metazoa; Cnidaria; Hydrozoa; Anthoathecata; Hydractiniidae
Exons: 2
Coding region: 1-915 (304 amino acids)
Source: RefSeq, a predicted model, not a curated record
AUGCAAACUGUCGUGGCAGAUUGGGACACAACUCUGUCUGUGUCACAUCGGUUGUACACACGUCAAAUUCAUCCUCCAUGUCCCAUUCUUGGAGGGUUAUUGACACCAUGUACAGAGGAGGAAUGGCGAAAAAUCGCGUCGCAGUAUGAACAACUUUGGAACUUUCCAAAUUGUAUUGGUUCUAUGGAUGGCAAGCACAUUGUCAUAAAGCAGCCAAAAAAUAGUGGAUCGUUUUAUUUCAAUUAUAAAGGCACUUUCAGCAUUGUUCUGCUCGCCCUUGUCGACGCAAAUUACAAAUUUAUUUACGUUGAUGUGGGUUGCAACGGCAGGAUUAGUGAUGGAGGGGUGUAUCAAAAUUCUACACUUUCAAAAGCCAUACACGACAACGUUGUCAAUAUUCCACCCCAAAGGUUAGUAGGAAACGGGGAAUAUUUACUACCACAUGUCAUAGUCGCAGAUGAUGCUUUUCCGCUAAAAAAAUAUAUCAUGAAACCCUAUGCGUUUCGAGGCUUAUCUCGUGAGAAACGAAUUUUCAACUACCGAUUAAGCAGAGCGCGCCGUAUAGUAGAAAAUGCUUUUGGGAUAUUAGCAAAUAGAUUUCGCGUUUUUUUGUCACCAAUGUUGCUAUCACCCGAAAAUGUAGAGAAAGUCACGCUAGCAUGUUGCGCACUUCACAAUUUUCUUUGUGAGAAAACACCCUCAGAGUAUUCACCACCAGGGUCAUUUGAUGUUGAAAAUUUGGAAAAUGGUUCCGUCCACAGUGGUGAAUGGCGUUCACAAACACAAAGAGGAAUGGAGUCGAUUAAUUUCGCUGGAAGCAACAACUACAAAAAUGAUGCGAAAGAUAUCAGGGAUAAAUUUUGUGCGUACUUUAACUCCACCGGUGCUGUUCCAUGGCAAGAAAAAUUUGUCUGA